UACUACUACUUCCGGGUCAGCUUCGCUCCAUGCAAUGACAUUGUAACCAAAUAUUUACGAAAGUCAAAUACGGGGUGUGUGUCUGUGCACGUUUUUUGCUAUUCAUGCUAUGAAUUUGUACCAGACAUUUACGAAAUCUAUACGGGGAGUGUGUCUGUGCCAGUUGUUGCUAUACAUGCUCUGAAAGACAAAGUUGACCGACAUAGUUUUACAAUAUGACACCAAUGUCUACGGGAUUCACAGAUGAGCGACAGGGCGAAGCACAGAGUCCUGUAGGAAUGGAUUAUAUCCCCACAGAAGAUGAGAGGAGAGUCUUCAGAGAAUGCAACCAGGAGAGUUUCUGGUACAGAUCCGUGCCUUUCUCAGUGGUCAGCAUGCUUGUCACUCAAGGCCUCAUCCAUAGAGGAGCUCUGACGUUGUCGUCCAGGUUUGGAUCUCUCCCUAAAGUGGCCUUUGCAGGGCUGUGUGGCUACCUGGCAGGGAAGAUGUCGUACAUGAAACAUUGUCAGGAGAAGUUCAAGAGGCUGGAGCACUCCCCUCUGGGAGAAGCACUGAGACAGAGGACCAGACCCAACGCACAGUCAGUAACACACACACACACAUACAUUCACUCACUCACUCACUCACACACACACACACACACACACACACACACACACACACACACACACACACACACACACACUCUCCUCUUCUCUCUCAGGUCGUCUCAGGGCCCCCAGUCAGAGAUGAGUGACCCCGACCAGGUGACCUUUGACCCCAUGUUCCAGGCCUCUGACCCCCAGAGCCAGGUCCCACCCAACGCCAGAGACUAUGGAUACAGUGACGCCCCCACCGCGGCACAGACCAGCCGCACCGCUGCAGACAUCGACUACAACAUGCCAGCCCAGUCGUUCCUGGAUGACGAGGAGCCCAGGAGGAAGCCAAUCAUGUACGAGGACCUAAGGAACAAGAACCGAGAAACCUAUGAGGUCACGCUUACCCAGAAGGCUGAGACGCUGCUCAAACCAGAGUCUGACCGGCCAGGGAGGACCGCCCCCAAGAAGGACUGGAAGAAGAACGUCUACGGAGACAGCUUGGAGGAGUGAGUCUCUCCAUCUGUUAUCACUGACAGUGCUGAUUGGACUACAAUACCCACAACCCCCUUGUGGUUGCUUUGCUAUUAUUUACGUCUCAAUUUAUGAAUGUAUGGGAUAAUCUCAAUUGCAUUUCCUUGAUUCCUUGCGUCCUCUCUCCUCAAAACCCAUUGGAUGAGGAGGUCAGGAGGUCAGCAGGUAGCCUAGUGGUUAAGAGCGUUGGGCCAGUAACCAAAAGGUUGCUGGUUCAAAUCACCGAACCAACUAGGUGAGAAAAAUAAAAAAAAUCAGUCGACGUGCCCUUGAGCAAGGCAAUUAACCACAAUUGCUCCUGUAAAUUGCUCUCGAUAAGCGUCUGCUAAAUUACUUAAAUAUAUUUUUUAAAUUAGGGCCUCCCCCCUCCUUGCUAGGAAUCAAGGAAAUUAGAUUCUCCCAUUUGUCUGUCUGAUUCUGUCUUUUGAAAACAUGUCAAUAAACCCAAUUGGUUUUGAAAUUGCA
Oncorhynchus kisutch (coho salmon) is the source of this 1574-nucleotide messenger RNA. Its product is annotated as OCIA domain-containing protein 1. The record is from RefSeq and is a predicted model, not a curated record. The transcript has 8 exons. Gene Ontology annotation, cellular component: endosome. NCBI's taxonomy places the organism in Eukaryota, Metazoa, Chordata, Actinopteri, Salmoniformes, Salmonidae. The coding region runs from base 216 to 1088 and encodes 290 amino acids.